Messenger RNA from Hirundo rustica (Barn swallow), 1529 nucleotides. It is a transcript of the gene INO80C, whose product is annotated as INO80 complex subunit C. Gene Ontology annotation, biological process: chromatin remodeling. Gene Ontology annotation, cellular component: Ino80 complex. The record is from RefSeq and is a predicted model, not a curated record. Lineage: Eukaryota; Metazoa; Chordata; Aves; Passeriformes; Hirundinidae.
AUGACUCAGACCCAGCGCGUUUUCCAGUCCCGCUCACCCUCUACGGCGAGAAACCUCACACCUCCACACACUUUGCUACCUCCCACGCACACGGGCUACCCCGGGGCCGAGGCUGCCACGGCACCCACAUCCCUGAGUAGGGCUCCGCGACACCGCAGGGCAAGGAGGAGGCGGCAGAGCCGCUUCCUACGAGACUCGCCCCGGGCGCGGCCGCUCCGAUCUCGAAGCCCCACAGGCACCGGCCGAGCGCCGCUCGCCCUCGGCCUCCCCGACCAGGCCCGGCUGGGGGUGGCGGCCGCGCCGCCGCCACUGCGCAUGCGCGGCGGCAGCGCCGCCACAGCUGCGGGGAGGGGGAGCGCUCCCGGGCCGGGCGCGGAGCGGGGCGGCAUGGCGAGCCUGGUCCCCGCCGCCGCCUCGUCUCCCGCCGGCGCCGCGUCCCGCAGCAAGAAGCGCCCGGCGAGCCCGGGCACCGGCGGCGGCCCCACCAAGAAAAAGAAGGCGACUGCGCCUGGCGGCUCGCAGAGUGCAGGUGGAGAGGCUGUGAGUGAAAAUAAAUUUCUGAACACAGACUCCAGCACAGGAUCAGUGGAAACUUCUGCCAAGCCGUUACCAUUUAAAGACCCAAACUUCAUUCACUCCGGCAUUGGUGGAGCAGCAGCUGGCAAGAAGAACAGAACGUGGAAGAACCUAAAACAAAUUCUUGCUUCUGAAAGGGCAUUGCCAUGGCAACUAAAUGAUCCUAGCUAUUUUAAUAUUGAUGCUCCUCCUUCCUUUAAACCUGCUAAGAAAUAUUCAGACAUCUCAGGACUUCCAGCAAAUUACACAGAUCCACAGAGCAAGCUAAGAUUUAGUACCAUCGAAGAAUUUGCCUAUAUUCGGAUGCUCCCUUCAGAUGUGGUUACAGGAUACCUGGCUCUAAGGAAAGCAACAAGUAUUGUUUCCUGAACAGACUAAAUAUUCUUGUAUAUUGUUUGUGAACAGUGCUCAUUUGGAGUAUCAUGAUGGAAACUGACUGUGGGACUGAGAUUCUUUAAAACUAUCCAUGGAUUUUUACAUCUGGAAGUAAUUGAUGAUACAUGCAUUUGAAGAACAUAUGGAUUUAAUUUUCAUAAAUGCUGAUGUUUUUUAGUUUGUCAAUUUGUUAGCAAUUUAGUUUGGUGAACAGAAUAACUUAGACCUUAAGGAUAUGUAUCUGUACUAUAAUGUCUCAUUUAUAUUAAUUUCUGUAAAGACAGGAUUUCAUCUCCACCCUAUAUAUUUUAUGUACUACCCUGGCUCAGAAGAAACUGUCAUUUGAAUUAGGGAAAAGGUAACAAGAUAUCCAAAUGUCUAAACCUGCCUUACCAGAUGUGCUUGCCACUUGGCUAUGAAGUUUGUCCCAUCUGUAAAGGGAAGCUAAAAUAACCAGCAAGUGCUGCUGUUGUGAUGACUUUUCAGGGUUCUGUGGUACUGUGGAAAUGAAAGCACAAAUGUUUGUAUUGAAUUAAGUGCCAGCAUAAAUAAAGUUGGACUCAAACUUGCUUGUUAAA